This is a messenger RNA of Pseudozyma flocculosa PF-1, 1677 nucleotides long. RefSeq lists its product as uncharacterized. Bases 1 to 1677 code for a protein of 558 amino acids. Lineage: Eukaryota; Fungi; Basidiomycota; Ustilaginomycetes; Ustilaginales; Ustilaginaceae. Gene Ontology annotation, biological process: protein folding. The record is from RefSeq and is a predicted model, not a curated record. Gene Ontology annotation, molecular function: ATP-dependent protein folding chaperone; ATP hydrolysis activity; ATP binding. The transcript is spliced from 2 exons. Gene Ontology annotation, cellular component: chaperonin-containing T-complex.
AUGAUGCCCAACAACGCCCCCAUCAUCCUCCUCCGCGAGGACACCGACGUGUCCCAGGGAACCGGGCAGCUGCUCUCCAACAUCGGCGCCUGCUCGUCGAUUGUGUCAUGCGUCGCGUCCACGCUCGGCCCGCGCGGCAUGGACAAGCUCAUCGUCGAUGCCCGCGGCAAGGCCACCAUCUCCAACGACGGCGCCACGAUCCUCAAGCUUCUCGAGAUCGUGCACCCUGCCGCCAAGACGCUCGUCGAUAUCGCUCGGGCGCAGGACGCCGAGGUGGGAGACGGCACGACCAGCGUCGUGCUCCUCGCCGGCGAGAUGCUCAAGGAGGCCAAGCCGUUCAUCGAGGAAGGUGUGGCGCCGCACGUCAUCAUUCGCGGCUACCGCAAGGCGGCCCAGCUGGCUGUCGAAAAGGUCAAGGAGAUGGCUGUGACGAUCGACAAGACCGACAAGGCCGCCUUCCACGACCUGCUGCUCAAGUGCGCCGGCACCUCGAUGUCGUCCAAGCUGAUCCACUCGCAGAAGCCCUUCUUCUCGCGGAUGGUCGUCGAUGCCGUCACGUCACUCGAUGCAGAAGACCUCGACGAGAACCUGAUCGGCGUCAAGAAGGUGCCCGGCGGCGGCAUGCAGGACUCGCUUCUGAUCAAGGGCGUGGCCUUCAAGAAGACGUUCGCCUACGCCGGCUUCGAGCAGCAGCCCAAAUCGUUUGUCGACCCCAAGGUGCUCUGCCUCAACGUCGAGCUCGAGCUCAAGGCGGAGAAGGACAAUGCCGAGGUGCGCAUCAACGAGGUGUCCGAGUACCAGGCCGUCGUCGACGCCGAGUGGCAGAUCAUCUACAACAAGCUCGAGGCCAUCGUCAAGACGGGCGCCAAGGUCGUCCUCUCGAAGCUGCCCAUCGGCGACCUGGCCACCCAGUACUUUGCCGACCGCGACAUCUUCUGCGCCGGCCGCGUGCCCGCCGACGACAUGAAGCGCGUGGUCCAGGCUGUCGGCGGGUCGGUGCAGUCGACGUGCUCCGACAUUGACCCGGCCAAGCACCUCGGCCAGUGCGGCAAGUUCGAGGAGCGCCAGAUCGGCGGCGAGCGCUUCAACAUCUUCGAGGGCUGCCCGCACGCCAAGACGAGCACCAUGAUCCUCCGCGGCGGCGCAGAGCAGUUCAUCGCCGAGGUCGAGCGCAGCCUCCACGACGCCAUCAUGAUCGUCAAGCGGGCCAUCAAGAACAACCAGGUCGUGGCUGGCGGCGGUGCCACCGAGAUGGAGCUGAGCAAGUACCUUCGCGAGUACUCUCGGACGAUCCACGGCAAGCAGCAGCUGAUCAUUGCCUCGUUCGCCAAGGCGCUCGAGUGCAUCCCGCGUCAGCUCGCCGACAACGCCGGGUUCGACGCGACCGACCUGCUCAACCGCCUGCGCAUGAAGCACGCCCAGGGCUCGCGGUGGGAGGGCAUCGACAUCGACGCCGAGGACACGGCCGACCUCAUGGAGCGCUUCGUGUGGGAGCCAAGCAUCGUGCGCAUCAACGCGCUAAGCUCGGCAGCAGAGGCCGCCUGCCUCAUCCUCAGCGUCGACGAGACCAUUCGCAACUCGGCUUCGGACCAGAGCGGACCCGGCCCCAAGGCGCCGCCGGGCACCGCGCAACGCGCCCUGAGGGGCAGGGGAAGGGGUGGCAUGCCCCGCCGCUAG